Striga hermonthica is the source of this 471-nucleotide messenger RNA. The record is from the annotation of a GenBank genome assembly. NCBI's taxonomy places the organism in Eukaryota, Viridiplantae, Streptophyta, Magnoliopsida, Lamiales, Orobanchaceae.
GCUCUGUAAUGUCCACGAUUAUUUCUCAUCUCUCGCUUUUGUACUUGUCAUUGCAAAAAAAAAGGGAGAGAAAAAUUGCUGUCGCACCAUUAUUUCUGCCGAGCACAUCACGCGAGUUCAACCAACAAAGACAGUCACCGUCAUCGCGGCCCGAAAUGCCACCACCUUCUUCAGUCGUCAAAUGGGCAGAACGGUAUCGGAGGUCCACGAUUUUUCGUCGCGCGGGAGUAGCAUCCCUUACUUCCUGCCGGAGAAGAGAGCAUGAAGCCGGAAGCCAAGCUCUUCAGCGGCCGGCAAACCUCGAGAGUCGCACCCCUGUUUGCAGUAGAGACCCCCGUCAAGCUUUUUUCAGCGAAUUAAAGUCUUUCGCCAUAGUUGUGCUUUCCGGCUGCGAGCAGCAACAGCAAAGGACGUCCUUCGAGCAGUCCACGCGGGCCAUUUUCACCGAUCACCACCUUCAGCCCGCCAUGA